UAUGAUACUCUCUGACAUGCUAAACUACGCUUAGUGGUAGUUUGACAAUGCUGUGAACAGGAAAAUUCUGUCCUUUCUUUCAUUGAAUUUCUCUAACCGUUUCUUUCUGUCUGUUUAAACUGAUCUUACUAAUGUAGGGAAAUCAUUGCUCUUCUGGAAGACCUUCUGUUCCAUUUCACCGGGACUUCCCACCUGCAUCUGUAUGUCUUGGAUAAUAUUAAUACCCUAGGCCGUUGUGUUUUUGCUUAGAGCAGAAGUCAUUACAAGGACAAUGCCUGUUUGUCCUUUCCCUUUCUUUGAAAUAGUUUUCAAUCUUUUGCUUUCCUUUUGCCUUUCCAGGUAUGCGUGUGUGACGUUAACUGGUUGUGAUGUUCUUAUGCCUGAACUAGCAGUCUCUGGAGGUUGCUCUAAGGCCUGAAAAGUUGACUGGAAACAACACCAGAGUGGAGGUUACAACACUGUGUGGCUUUCUAGAAGAUGACCAUAGAGGAUCUCCCAGAACCUUCCGUAGAAGGAGAUUCCCUCAUUGAAAGAGAACGGUUCUUAUUCUCAAACUCUGAAACAUCUGUUACUUUUUCUGUUGCUGCAGCACCAAUGCCUUCAGACUGUGAGUUUUCCUUCUUCGAUCCCAAUGACGCAGCAUGCCAAGAAAUACUCUUCAACCCCAAAACAUCAGUUUCUGAAUUGUUUGCUAUCUUAAGGCAGUGGGUUCCACAGGUCCAGCAGAAUAUUGAUAUUAUUGGGAAUGAGAUCAUUAAAAGGGGUUGCAAUGUGAAUGACAGAGAUGGACUGACUGAUAUGACUCUCCUGCAUUACACUUGCAAAUCAGGGGCUCAUGGUAUUGGUGAUGUUGAAACUGCUGUAAAAUUUGCGACACAGCUUAUUGAUUUGGGUGCUGAUAGCAGUUUACGCAGCCGCUGGACAAAUAUGAAUGCCUUGCAUUAUGCUGCCUACUUUGAUGUUCCAGAACUUAUUAGUGUUAUUUUGAAAAAUGCAAAGCCAAAAGAUGUGGAUGCCACCUGUAGUGAUUUUGAUUUUGGAACAGCUUUGCAUAUUGCUGCAUUUAACCUAUGUACAGGAGCUGUCAAGUGUUUACUGGAACAUGGAGCAAAUCCUGCCUUUAGGAAUGACAAAGGGCAGAUUCCAGCAGAUGUGGUUCCUGAUCCAGUAGAUAUGCCACUGGAAAUGGCAGAUGCAGCGGCCAGUGCAAAAGAAAUCAAGCAGAUAUUGCUGGAUGCAGUGCCUCUCUCCUGUGACAUCUCAAAAGCCAUGAUUCCAAACUAUGAUCAUGUCACAGGCAAGGCCAUGCUUUUAUCGCUUGGCCUGAAACUGGGAGAUCGUGUUGUUAUUGCAGGACAGAAGGUUGGUACGUUAAGAUUUUGUGGCACAACGGAAUUUGCCAGUGGCCAGUGGGCUGGUGUAGAGCUCGAUGAACCAGAAGGAAAGAACAAUGGAAGUGUUGGAAAAGUCCAGUACUUCAAGUGUGCACCGAAACGUGGUAUCUUUGCACCUCUUUCUAAAAUAAGCAAGGCUUCUGAUCACAGAAAAAGCUCUGUACGAAGUUCUUCCAUGCGGUCUUCACCUUUGGUCAAAUCCAAGAAAAUAGAUGUGACGCACAUAACUUCCAAAGUGAAUUCUGGCCUACAUAUGGCAAAAAAAGACAGUGUUUCUGAAACCAACUUUAUGACUGCUAACAGGCGAAAAACUGUAUCUGCAAAAGAUGGUUUUCCUGGGUAUAGCAGCUCUUCCUCUUCUACUACGUCCUUGGAAGGCAAACAGAAUUACUCCAAGAAGCGGAACUCAACUAGCAGCAAUAAAAAGGCGGUGACUCGAGUGUCUUCUGCCUCAUCUAAAAUUAGUGCUGGGUUGUAUGGUUCUUCUCCAUCUACGAGGAAAAAUCCUUUUGAUGAAGGAGAAAUUCAGGUUGGAGACAGAGUACUGGUGGUAGGACAGAGGACAGGCACUGUUAGAUUUUGUGGGACAACAAAAUUUGCACCAGGAUUCUGGUGUGGAAUUGAAUUGGACAAGCCUCAUGGGAAGAAUGAUGGUUCCGUGGGAGGCGUUCAGUACUUCAGUUGUCUUCCUAGAUACGGUAUAUUUGCACCACCAUCUCGUGUACAGAGGCUAACAGGUUCUCUGGAUUCUCUCGCAGAGACUUCGUCGAGUAAAAUAAAUCACACUUUUCCAGGUUUUAGACGCAGUCUAAGCACCACUUCUGCAUCUUCACAAAAGGAGAUAAACAGAAGAAACUCCUUUGUCAGAUCCAAGAGCUCUGUGUUACGGCGCAGCUGGAGUAAUACCACUACGGCUAAUGCUGAGGGACCAGUGAAGCUGCAUGAAGGCUCUCAGGUUCUUCUGACCAGCUCCAAUGAAAUGGGGACAAUCAGGUACAUUGGUCCUACAGACUUUGCACCAGGGAUAUGGCUCGGACUUGAACUCAGAAGUGCCAAGGGAAAGAAUGAUGGCUCUGUGGGGGAAAAGCGCUAUUUCACCUGUAAGCUGAACCACGGGGUCUUAGUUCGACCUAGCAGAGUAACCUAUCGUGGGAUUAAUGGGGCAAAACUUGUAGAUGAUAUUUGCUGAGCCAGAAUGUGCUCAUACAAUAGGAAAUAAGUAUUUUAAAGCACACAAGAACCCCAUCUGGAAUGCAAACUUUUUUUUUUAAUUAAUAAAUCUGCAUUUGCAUUUUACAUAUAUAUAAGUAUAUAUGUAUAUGUGUGUAUAUAUAAUAUAUAUUUAUAUAUAUAUAUAUAAAAAUAUAGAGAGAUAAAAAAGGUUCAUUUACAUUAAGAAGUAAAACCACUAUUCUGUUUCUCUUAGUGAAACAGCCCUUGCCUGGGAAGGUUAUUGCAAAAGCAUCUUGGGUUUGAGAUGCUGUGUUAUUUGAAUAAUGUCCCAGUUAGAGAAUGCGAGCAUCUCCAACGUUCUCUAAAGUUGCUUUGUGAUUCAUGCUGUAUUUAAACGAUUUUCCUCUACGUAGUAAUGAACUGAUAGUGCUUUGUGCAUUGCCUGCUUUUGACAGAGGAGGUGGUUAAUGAGUGACAUUAGUCUGGUUACCAGGCACUUUGUCAAUUCCAAUACCAGCUGCUAGCAAUAAGAAAGCAAAAAAAAAAAAAAAGACCCCUUUUUCAAGCAGUUGUGAAGUAUUUUUACAUUUUAUCAUACAGAUCCUUCCUCUUCUUUCCCCCUCCUAUUCUCCCCUCUAGAACGCAAAAGGGCUGAUAAAAUACAAGGAGUUGCAGUUAUCCUAGUGAACAGCAGCAAUUAAAUAAAAAGCCUUUAAAAAGCACAAAUAUGCUGCAUGUCAGUCUGUAUAGUAAAAAGCACUUUUUGUUGUAUGCAUUUGUAGAAAGAGCUAUGUAUAAGAGGCACUCUUUAAAAUAAUGCACUUUGCACUCUCCUGGAGAGCUUUCCCUCAUUUUUAAAGACUUUUUUUGUUUGGUGUGCUGUAGGCUAUGAGUAUCACAGUUUUUAAAUGCAAAUAAACCCAGAGUGGAACUAUACAUAAUAGCCUCAUCAUAAAUAUUCAGUCUGUAUAAAUACAGCAUGGUAAUUCCUGCCAGUGGUAUGGAUUAUAUGCAGGGUUUUCAAGCAAGCUAUUAACCUUAUUUGAUUUGUUUGUGAUACAUGUUUCUUUUUGUUUCCUUCAGAACAGUUUCCAGUAUAAAUUUCUUGUUUAAGUCUUUUAUGAUAAAUUAAGGAUAGUUUUAGGUGCAGCAUUGUUACACACCUUGAUGUGACAUUAUUUGCAUAUCAGCCUUUUAAAAAACCACCUAAUAUUUUGUCCAUGUUUUAAACAUAUAUUUUAAUUGUUCAGCAUAUGUAGACAUUAUCUUAUCAGGAUGGUUUUGUGUUCCAGAACAGUCAUUUUAUUCUUAAAUGAUCUGCUUGCUCUUACCUACUUGAAGAAGUGACACUUUAAAUUACAUCAUAAUAUCCUAUUUUUAGACAGAAUUUUGCUGCUGUUACUUUCUUUUAAAUAUUGCUGUAGCUAUUUUUCCUGAGUUGUAUUUAAAAUAAUGCCUAUUGUAUUCUAACUUAUGGGAAAUUUUAAUUGAAUUUAAAAGCUGUAAAUUUUGAAUGUAAAAAAAUUAAUGCUUUAUAUUUGAAGGUGCAGAUAUUCAGUGAUGUACUGAACUUUACUUUGUCCAAUAUCUGUUUCUUGCUGGUAUUAGUAAAAUGGAAACCCUGGUGAA
Messenger RNA from Harpia harpyja (harpy eagle), 4196 nucleotides. RefSeq names its product CAP-Gly domain containing linker protein family member 4 (gene CLIP4). The transcript is spliced from 17 exons. NCBI's taxonomy places the organism in Eukaryota, Metazoa, Chordata, Aves, Accipitriformes, Accipitridae. The record is from RefSeq and is a predicted model, not a curated record. Gene Ontology annotation, molecular function: microtubule plus-end binding. Gene Ontology annotation, biological process: cytoplasmic microtubule organization. The coding region runs from base 478 to 2583 and encodes 701 amino acids. Gene Ontology annotation, cellular component: nucleus; cytoplasm; microtubule plus-end.